Molecule: messenger RNA, 1702 nt
Organism: Diospyros lotus (date-plum)
Lineage: Eukaryota; Viridiplantae; Streptophyta; Magnoliopsida; Ericales; Ebenaceae
Exons: 8
Coding region: 145-1302 (385 amino acids)
Biological process (GO): protein ubiquitination
Cellular component (GO): membrane
Molecular function (GO): ubiquitin-protein transferase activity; zinc ion binding
Source: RefSeq, a predicted model, not a curated record
CGCCGAAAACGGUGAAGUAAAUGGGCAUCGUGGCGGACGUGAAUUGAUUUGCCGUUAGAAUCUCUCUCUGCACUCUCUCUCUCUCCCUGCGUAGUCAUCAUCAUCAUCAUAAUAAUAAUAAUAUAAUGGAAACGAUGAAGCAAAAUGCCCAGAGGGAAAGGCACGAUUCAAACAACGCCACGAACAAAGUCGAGAAAAUUUUGUUGUAUGGAUUUGGUUUCUUAUGGCUUCAUUUAUGUAAAUCGAUUGCUGACAACAACAAAGACACUCAAUCUGUUGCUUCAUUCCAAAACAGAGAUUCAUUCUGCAGAGGAAAGGAAAGGAAGGAAACCGACCCAGAAAGAUAGCGUAGGGAGAAAAAGAGGGAAAGCUUUCUUUCUUAACUUCAAGAUAUCCAAUCCCCGUCUUACUGCUUGUUGGCUGUUAGUAUUUGAGGAUAUGGGAGAUCACUUUGCUUUACUUGUGGAUCGUUUGCUGACUGAAUCGACUUUGGAAGCUGCAAUUGAGAGCAGGAACCCAGGGAAGCGGUCGGCAGCCUUAGGAACUGAGAUCACUAAAAUUGAUUGCUCUUCACAUGACAUAGAUAUAAAAGAUAUUUCAUCCCCAAGGAAGAUGGUAGAAUGCAAGAUUUGCCAAGAUGAGGAUGAAGUUUCAAAUAUGGAGACACCUUGCUGUUGCUGUGGUAGCUUAAAGUAUGCUCACCGCAGAUGUGUACAAAGAUGGUGUGAUGAGAAGGGCGACACCCUGUGUGAGAUAUGUCAACAGCCAUUUGAACCAGGAUACACGGCACCUCCUCCUAUGUUUCAAUUUGGGAGUGUUCCAAUGAACUUUAGAGGAAAUUGGGAGAUUGCCAGAAGGGACGUCAAUAAUACUCGCUUUAUAGCAAUGGUCUCAACUGACCGCAAUUUUCUUGAUCCAGACAAUGAUGAGUACACAGUUUCUGCAUCGAGAAACUUGUUUCAUUGCCGUUCUGUUGCUAUAAUUUUCAUGGUUCUUCUGAUCUUACGGCAUGUUCUUCCCAUAGUAAUUGAUGGAACCCAGGACUUAUCUCUCCCCUUAUUAUUGUUGUUGGCUCUGCGAACUUGUGGAGUUGUUCUGCCGAUCUACAUUGUCGCGAGGGCUGUGAAUGCCAUCCAUUGUCGGCAACGUCAACAGCAGCAGCAGCGUCAUCAGGGGUCUGGUUCUGGCAACAUCUCUUCUUCUGAUACCUCUUCUUCUUCAUCCGAUGAGGAAAGUGGACUACUGCCAACUCCACACCACCGCCACCACUACCAUCAUCCUCAAUUCAUUUCUAUUCACUAAAUUAAAUUUGGGCAGUUCAAGAAACUACUUUCUCAUGGACAGGACAGGACAGGACAGGAAGGAGAAUUUGAAAGUGGUGUUACCAUAAAUUCUAAAUUUAAACCCUUUGAUUUGAAGCACCCUUCAAGUUCCCAGGACAUAGGUUUUAUUUCACGUCUCUGUCUGUGUCUCUGUUCCUGUUCGUAUUUGUUCUUAGUUGAGUGUCUAAAUAGUAUUUUCGUUUCGUUACUAUCUGCGCGCACUUCAUUCCCUUUCCUUCCCUGAUGAUUAUUGGCCCGGCCUUCAGAAAAUUACAUGCACAGUCGAAUGGUGGAUUAAUAUCGAUGAUGAUACUGUAUGUAUAUAAUACACCAACAGAAAGAAUUUACUAUAAUCAAUACUAUUGUUAUUAUUAAGCCAA